Molecule: messenger RNA, 1948 nt
Organism: Salvia miltiorrhiza (redroot sage)
Lineage: Eukaryota; Viridiplantae; Streptophyta; Magnoliopsida; Lamiales; Lamiaceae
Product: cyprosin-like
Exons: 14
Coding region: 258-1778 (506 amino acids)
Biological process (GO): proteolysis; lipid metabolic process
Molecular function (GO): aspartic-type endopeptidase activity
Source: RefSeq, a predicted model, not a curated record
CAAUUAAUUAUAAAAUUGUAGAAUCUGAAAUUGGAGGUUAUCUUUUACUACAUUUUGGAAUUUUGAUGCCAGUUUUUUAGAGUUUUCCUGUGAAGAAUAAAUAAUAAGUACACAAUAUCUUUUGAAAAAAAUAAAAAUAUUCUUUAAUUAUUGGUCAUCUAAUCGACUAAUCCUGUAUUAAAACUCCCAACUGUUGACUUUCAGCUCUUACUUCUCUCUGUUUUAUAAUUUCUCUGCCGCAUUCUCCAGUUUGUGGGAUGGGUAAAAGAUACAGCUUUGCCACAGUUUUUCUCCUCUUUGUGCUGUUCAAUUCUGCCUUUGCUGCUCGUGAUGAUGGGCUGCUGAGGAUUGGGUUAAAGAAGAGGAAAUUGAAUCAGAUUAAUCGGGUUUCGGAUGGCCUUGAGUCGAAGCAGGGGGGUUUAGUGAAGGAUUAUUACAAAUUUCGCGGUGUUAAUGUAAAUUCGGGUGCUGAUAUCAUUGCUUUGAAGAACUAUUUGGAUGCUCAGUAUUUUGGUGAGAUUGGCAUUGGGACGCCCUCACAAAAAUUCACUGUGAUUUUCGACACUGGGAGUUCGAAUCUUUGGGUGCCAUCAUCAAAAUGCUACUUUUCUGUAGCUUGCCUCUUCCAUUCGAAGUACAAGUCGAGCCAUUCAAGCACCUACAAGAAGAAUGGUAAAUCUGCGGCAAUUCAAUAUGGAAGUGGAUCUAUCUCCGGGUUUUUCAGCCAAGAUCAUGUUCAGAUUGGUGACCUUAUUGUAAAGGAUCAGGAUUUUAUCGAAGCUACAAAAGAACCGGGCAUCACGUUCUUGGCGGCUAAGUUUGAUGGCAUUCUCGGACUUGGAUUCCAGGAGAUUUCUGUUGGCAAUGCUGUUCCUGUCUGGUACAACAUGGUGAACCAAGGUCUUGUGAAAGACCCGGUUUUCUCAUUUUGGUUUAACCGUGGUGCUAACGAAGAAGAAGGUGGUGAACUCGUUUUUGGUGGCGUUGAUCCCAACCAUUUCAAGGGCGAGCACACCUAUGUUCCCGUCACUCAGAAGGGUUAUUGGCAGUUUGACAUGGGUGACGUUCUCAUUGGCGGGGAAUCCACAGGAUUUUGCGCUGGCGGCUGCUCGGCAAUUGCAGACUCUGGAACUUCGUUGCUGACAGGACCAACUACCGUGAUCACUCUCAUUAAUCAUGAAAUCGGAGCUGCUGGGGUCGUAAGCCAAGAAUGCAAGUCCGUCGUUUCCCUUUAUGGGCAAACCAUAUUGGAUAUGUUGUUGUCUGAGAAUGAACCUCAGAAGGUCUGCUCCCAGGUUGGUUUGUGCUCCUCUGAUGGCACUCGAGAUGUUAGUAUGAUUAUUGAGAGUGUGGUGGACAAGGAAAGCAAUUCACCCGGCCUCCAUGAUGAAAUGUGCACGGUUUGCGAAAUGGCAGUCGUAUGGAUGCAAAACCAACUCAGGCGGAACGAAACACAAGAAAUGAUUCUGGACUAUAUUAAUCAGCUCUGUGAUCGGCUUCCCAGUCCGAUGGGCGAAUCAUCUGUCGACUGCAAUGCCCUUUCUUCGAUGCCCAAUGUUUCCUUUACCAUUGGUGGUAAAUCAUUUGCUCUCACCCCGGAGCAGUACGUCCUGAAAGUCGGCGAGGGCGACGUAGCUCAGUGCAUCAGCGGAUUCACAGCCUUGGACGUGGCCCCACCCCGCGGCCCUCUAUGGAUUCUGGGGGAUGUUUUCAUGGCGCAGUAUCACACCGUCUUCGACUAUGGGAAUACGAAGGUUGGGUUUGCUGAAGCUGCUUGAAAUAAUUCUUGCCUUAUUAUUACCAGCUUUAAUUCUUCAAUAUUUGAAGCUGUUGUAUGACAUAUAUGUAUCUACUUGCAUGAGUUUAUUCAGCUUAUGUGAUUCUGUAAAUCAAAUAAUUUAAACCUUUUACGGGAUAUACAUUAUAUAUACAAUUCCGGUCAAGAAUA